AACAACUGGUCUACACGUGUCCUCAACUUAUCAUUACGAAACCUCUCAUCAUCACUUGAAUAUAUACUCACCUUGCUCUUCUUUAUUUACCAAAAAAUAAAAAUGGAGGAAUCAGCAAAACCAUUAAUUAUUGGACUCCAUUGUAGCCAUACUAAUAAGCUCCCCCGCCGUCUCGUAAUUUCCCUGUGCCUGCUUCUAAUCUUCGGAACCGCCGCCGCCGGCGGAAGGGAUUAUAAGGUGGGCGGCAGGAGGGAGGUGAAGGACGUGCAGAGCAACCAAGAGGUCCAGGACUUGGGGAGAUACUGUGUUCGACAGUACAACGAGGACCGCCGCCGCCCCCCCACCGCCCCACUGCUCAGCUUCUCCGAGGUGGUCGAGGCGGAGACGCAGGUGGUUUCCGGGAUCAAGUACUUCCUCAAGAUCUCCGCGGCUUCCGUGUCCGGCGGCAACUCCGGGAGGGCUAAUUAUUAUGAUGCCGUUGUUCUGAUCAAGCCGUGGGGGGCCGAGUCGAAGGUUCUGCUGGACUUCGGGCCUAGCAGAACAAAUAUGUGACCCGUUAUGAUCAGUAUAGACUCUGGAGGAAGAAUAAAGUUGUCUCUGUUACACUUGAUUUGUAAGUUGAGAUACAAAUUUAGUGUGAUUGUAGCACACUUCAAUAACUUCAUAAAUAUUGCACCGGAUUAUAUUAUGAUCUAAUAAUCCCUAGUGCCGGCCUGAAAAUGAGGAAAAAAUAAGAAAAACAUUGUGCAAAA
This is a messenger RNA of Cuscuta campestris, 752 nucleotides long. Lineage: Eukaryota; Viridiplantae; Streptophyta; Magnoliopsida; Solanales; Convolvulaceae. The record is from the annotation of a GenBank genome assembly.